ACGAUUGUAAAAUUUUAGUCGAUAGUGAUUGUAGGUAUAUGGUUGUAUGUGAAUCAGUUUAAGUUGAGCGUUGAGCCAAGAUUGUAGUGUCAUUUGCAGUCCACUCAGGUGGCAAUGCGAGGCGCACCGGACAUUCAAAGUGCCAAUUGUUGUUUCUAGUUUAACUAAAAAAGAAAAUUUUUUUUUUUUUUAAUUUUUUAAAAAUCGUGUGAAUUUUUUUUAAACCGAAAAACAAAAAAACAUGGCGUUUACGCCAUACAAAUUUUUUGCACUAUGUGCUAUUUUCAUACUGAUUUGUGGAUUUACAGCUACAAAAACUGAAAGCAUUGAAAAUUUGGAAUCCGAAUGUCGACCAUACGUGGAAAAGGCACUAAAAGAUCAAUUACAAAAAGGUGACCCAGCAUUGCAACCUUCAGACAGUGCGGAAAGUCAGGAAGCCGGAGGAGAUAGUGCAGAAACAACGACUGAAACUGAUGAUAAAAGUCAAGAAGAUGGUCAACCCGAAGAGAAAGCAGCUUCAUCGGAAAAUGUAAGUGGAGGGGAUGAAGCACAAGUCGAAACUGGUGGAAGUGCCGAAGUUGAAGGAGAAUCUCAAAACUUGGAAACUGCAAGUGAAGAUGUUUCAACAGAAAAAUCGAGCGACAUUAAUUUGAUUCAACCAGAAGAUGAAAUUGCUUCUGAGUCUGAAGAGCAAACUACGGAUGCUCAACAAUCAACCGAAAUAAACGAAGACGAUGUACAAGCCGAUCAGGCACCCGAACCUGAAUCGACUGAGGAACAAAAUGUUGAAGAUAAAACUUUGGAAGAAGCUCAAUCAGUUGAGGUGAAAGAAGAUGGAGAAACUGAACCACCAGAAAGUACCGAAGCUUCUAAAGAAGCUACAGAUGAUGCCGCGUCUGCUGAAUCAGCUCAACAACAAGAUGAACCAUCUGAAGCUACCGAGGAAAAAGAAUCUGCUGAGCAGAAAGACGAAUCUGCUGAACAAAAAGAUGAAUCCGCUGAGCAAAAAGAUGAAUCUGCUGAACAAAAAGAUGGAUCCGCUGAACAAAAAGAAGAAUCCGCUGAACAGAAAGAUGAAUCCGCUGAACAAAAAGAAGAAUCCGCUGAACAGAAAGAAGAAUCAGCUGAACAGAAAGACGAAUCUACUGAACAGAAAGAUGAAUCAACUGAACAAAAAGAUGAGUCAGCUGAACAGAAGGAUGAAUCUGCUGAACCGAAAGAAGAAUCCGCUGAACAAAAAGAAGAAUCUUCUGAACAAAAAGAAGAAUCUGCUGAGCAAAAAGAAGAAUCAGCUGAACCGAAAGACGAAUCUACUGAACAGAAGGAUGAAUCUGCUGAACAAAAAGAUGAAUCUGUUGAACAAAAAGAUGAAUCUGCAGAACAAAAAGAGGAUUCUGCUGAUAGCGGAGAAUCUAAAUUAGACGAGAAGCCUGAUAGCGGUGAAUCAGCGGUAGAAUCAGCAGAAAAACAAAGUGAAGAUAGCAAAGAAGCUGAAGGCAGUGUAGAAGAAACUAAAGAUGCUGAAAGUGCGGAAAAAACAUCUGAUGAUAGUGGUGAAGCUCAAGACAAGAAAGAUCAAUCUACUGAAGGUGAUACCAAAGAAGCAAGUGACAAACAUGACGAAACUGAAGAAAAGAAGAGCGAAGAAGCAAAAUCCGAUGAAGAAAAAGCUGCAGAGAGUGAUGAAGCUAGCGCUGAACAAAUUGAUGAGUUAGCUGGGGAAACAAAUGCAACUGAAACUUCAGUUGAAGAGACUGAUGAGGAUGAAUUAACAAAAGAAUUUGUUAUACCUGAAGUACGGCGACCAAGAGAUCAGCUAAUUGAAUUACUCCACUUAGAUGAAGAAUCGACUGUAAAUGAGCUUGCAUUGGCUAAAGCUGCUGAUACAACUUUAAGAGAAUUAAAACGGCUGUACGAUUCAGCUAUAAAACCACUAGAAAUUCUUUAUAAAUAUCGUGAUCUCAGUAACCGACAUUUCGGAGAUCCCGAAAUAUUUUCCAAGCCAUUAAUUUUAUUUAUGGGUCCGUGGAGUGGUGGAAAAUCUUCAAUUAUAAAUUAUCUCUUGGACAAUGAAUACAACGAAAACUCAUUACGAACUGGUGCAGAACCAUCCCCAGCUUACUUUAAUAUCGUAACUUGGGGCCCAGAACCAGAAAUCUUAGAUGGUACACAACUUGCAGCUGAUUGGACUUUCUCUGGUCUACAAAAAUUCGGACAAGGAUUAGAAGAUCGUUUACGUGGUUUAAAAUUACCAAAUAAACUUUUAGAGAAGGUGAACAUUGUUGAAAUUCCUGGAAUUUUAGAAGUACGCAAACAAGUGUCACGUGUUUUCCCAUUCAAUGACGCUUGCCAGUGGUUUAUUGAUCGAGCUGAUAUCAUUUUCUUAGUAUAUGAUCCAUCAAAAUUGGAUGUGGGUCCAGAAACUGAAGCAAUAUUGGAUCAAUUAAAAGGGCGCGAAUAUCAGACCCGUGUUAUUCUCAAUAAAGCAGAUACCGUUAAACCUGAAGAAUUAUUACGAGUCCAGGGUGCUUUACUUUGGAAUAUUUCACCAUUAAUGUCAUCAGCUCAACCACCCAUUAUUUACACCACUUCAUUGUGGUCCACCCCAUUCAAUCCAGGUUCACCUGUAAAGCUUCUUCAAGCUCAAGAACGAGCAUUCUUAAGGGAUAUACGUCAAGCAAUUGAUAAACGUGUUGAGAAUAAAAUUGCCAGUGCAAGACGAUUUGCGGUACGUGUACGAAAUCACGCAAAAAUGGUGGACUGUUAUUUAACAACAUACUACAAUCACAAAACAUUCUUUGGAAAUCGUAAACAAAUCGCUGAUGAUAUUAUCGAAAAUCCACAACAAUAUCACAUCUACGAAGGAUUAUCUACGUUGAAGAACAUCUCACGUUACGAUCUACCAGAUCCAGAUUCAUACAAAGAUUUCUUCCGGCUCAAUGCAUUAUACGAUUUCCAACAACUCUCCGCGACAUGCACAUACUUUAAGGGAUGUCCAAUUAAUCGACUAGAUGUCUGUAUUGCAUACGAUUUACCAGAAUUAGUUGGCAAACAUAAGAAAUUAGUGGAACAAUCAUUAGGUAAAACUCAACUCAAUAGUUGAGCGGGCACAAGCAAAGCCAUGCCAAAUGCAUUCAACUGAACAUUUAGCCAAAAAAACAAAUAAAUCCACAUUUUUUUCAUGACAUAUCUCAAAACAUUUCGACAUCUUUUUUUAUUUUUUAAUUUUGCUGUAUAUUUUUUUAGUUUUCAGCUUUUUUUAUGGAGUUCACCCAUAAUCCUAAUUUUAUUCCUAUUUAUUUCAGUCACUAUACGUACGUUUAGGAUCAGUUUUAGGCUGAGCGCACAUUGAAUUCAAGCAUCCAUUCUUUUUAUGAGAGUGAUCAUCUCUCGAUCUAUGAGGGAUCAAUCUCUCUCAUUGUAGGGGUCAUUCCAUAAAAGCUCCAGUGACUUUAUUAAUUGCAGGAUAAUCGGAGAAAUAGUGCAAAUCAAAAAAAUUCUUGCAGAACCUUUUUUUAAAUUCGUUCAGUUAAAUUUAAUUGAAAUCCUCGGUCGCACAGAGUCCUGAUACCUCCAGAACUUGUUAUGAGAGGACAUUUAUCCAAAUUAGAAAACUUAUAAGUGCAGUUU
Chrysoperla carnea is the source of this 3630-nucleotide messenger RNA. Its product is annotated as nipped-B-like protein. The transcript is spliced from 10 exons. The record is from RefSeq and is a predicted model, not a curated record. NCBI's taxonomy places the organism in Eukaryota, Metazoa, Arthropoda, Insecta, Neuroptera, Chrysopidae. Bases 242 to 3103 code for a protein of 953 amino acids.